AUGGCAGGUGUUGUCAAUGUCCUGAGUUCAGGUCUGCUACAUCUUGGUGUUGCCACAUCGGUUGUGAUUUUCAGUCUAUUCAUUUUCUUUAAAUAUCUCUACAAAAGAGGAGCUCCUGAUUCCCCACUGAAAAGUUCUCAGAAGAAGAACACGAACAAGAAAGGAGAAGGGAAGUCUAACCACCAGGCAGCUAAAGUGCCUGUAACGAUUGAAGAGGAUGAUUGGGUAAAGGUUAAGCCCACUAAAUUGCAAUCGGGUCAAUCUCCUACCAAAGAAACUGCUAAGGCAGGGGCAAAAAACAAGAAGUCUGAUAACCAGCCUAAGAAGUCCCAAAAACAACAAAAUAAAAAGGCUGAGAAGUCUCCCAAAACAGAACAUAGAGAUGAGGAAAUUCUUUUAACUCCCCUCCUCUAUGCUGUCUUUAAAGCUAUUGUUUUUGCUGUAUAUUUCCUUCAUCCAGCAUUGCUUCUUUCUAAACCAACUGUACACAGUCAUUUACACUCAAAUUUCUUAGAUGUGUACAGCGUCUGCGUAUUGAGGUUUGGUAACAUUUCAAGUUUAUCAAUAAUGUACUUGUGUUAUCCAGUACGAGGUAUAUCAGCAGUACAUAAUUCUGGGUAUUUCAAUGUAACAUUAAGUUUUGUGAGAAUUUUGAGCCUAUUUGGCUACCAUAUUGGUUACGCCCAUUUACAUCGUUUGACUGGUUAUACAAAUAGUUCACGGAGGCUGGGUAAAGGAAAGCUCGGUGGAAAAGAUUCAUUAUUGGAACAUAAAUGCAUUAUUGCACUGAUGAAUUGGGUUGACAAAUGUGGUUUGCAAAACUACACCGAUGUACCAUUUCAUAGUUCUCUGAUUUGGAUUCCUUUAGUAGCACUUCAAUUGAGUGAUUUCAACGUGAUUGAAUCUUCUUCAAAAACUUCUUUUGAUGUGGAUGACUUACUACCAGUAUCUGAUUGUUCAUAA
Echinococcus granulosus is the source of this 963-nucleotide messenger RNA. RefSeq lists its product as hypothetical. The transcript is spliced from 6 exons. Lineage: Eukaryota; Metazoa; Platyhelminthes; Cestoda; Cyclophyllidea; Taeniidae. The record is from RefSeq and is a predicted model, not a curated record. Bases 1 to 963 code for a protein of 320 amino acids.